AAAUAAACUAAAAAUCCCUGAUUUUGGGUACUACUAGCUUUGUAAGCUUUCUAAUCUUCUAAAAGACCCGUAUUUUCAAUUUUCACGUGUAUGCUUUAAUAACCAGAAAUUCCUAGUCGCAUUUCCUACGUCUUUCCAUUGAGCCAACUCGCAUUAAUGCCUUCAUAAAUGAGCAAUUUGCCCAUACUUUUUUUAUAUAUAUGUAGUCGUGGUGCUAUGUGGAUCUUAAAGUAAUCUCCUCUCAACUCAGUUUUUCAUUUGUUUUUCGAAAAUUCAAAAGCUAAAGUAGCUGUUGAUCAAAUGGAGUCAUUGAAGAAAGUGGACAGUAUCCUAGUGCUAAGGAUUCUUGCGAUUCUCUUGUUGGUCCUAUCGGUUUUGUUGAUCGCCUUAGAUUCCCAAACCAAGAACGUUUUCAACAUCUUAGUCGUCAAGGCUUCCUAUCGCGACCUUAAAAUUUUGAUUAUUUUGGUGUGGGUAGACUCGGCAGCAGCUGCAUAUAACGUCCUCCAGAUACUGAGAGCCCGCCUCUUGCCAAGUACCAAAGAAGUGACACCAGCUCUUGCUUGGAUUUGUUACUUGAUGGACCAGGCAAUAGUUUACGUAGUGUUUGCAACAAAUUCAGCUGCGAUUCAAGGAGCCUUUUUUGCGAUAACCGGACAGGAUGAAUUUCAAUGGAUGAAGCUGUGCGAUAGAUUUACCAGAUUCUGCAUCCAAAUUGGCGGAGGAUUUCUAUGUAAUAUGGUUGCCUCCAUUGUUUUGGCCGUGAUUUCUUGUAUGUCGGCCUGCAGUCUAUUCAGACUCUAUUCACCAAAACGCUUCCUUCAGUUACGGCACAUUGAAAAAUGAUCGUACCUACUUUGGUGUUUUAUACCUUUCCAUAAAAAAUAAAGAAAAAAGAGCAAAAAGGAAAUUUUAUAAUUAAAAAAAGAAAUUGAUGAUGUACUUUUAAUAAUUUAUCUGAUAGAUGUAAGUAGUUUAAAUGUGCGUGUAUUGUUAUAAUUACACACUCUAUUGAGCGAGGAAUAUGUUUGUGUUUGUACAGCACAAUUUCUUAUUAAUAUUUUAUGAGUUGAAAUUCGCUCGUUGUCUAAGAAAAAUGUGGUAUAUUGCUCAUUUCGUCUCGUAAUAGUACUAUUUGGUGGUUGCACUUUUCGAAGCA
Molecule: messenger RNA, 1159 nt
Organism: Oldenlandia corymbosa var. corymbosa
Lineage: Eukaryota; Viridiplantae; Streptophyta; Magnoliopsida; Gentianales; Rubiaceae
Source: the annotation of a GenBank genome assembly